Messenger RNA from Colletotrichum tamarilloi, 450 nucleotides. RefSeq lists its product as uncharacterized. The transcript has a single exon. The annotation marks the transcript as partial. Lineage: Eukaryota; Fungi; Ascomycota; Sordariomycetes; Glomerellales; Glomerellaceae. The record is from RefSeq and is a predicted model, not a curated record.
CAAGAAGACUGCGCCGAGUUGCGAAGUAGGCAGGCCAUCGUCACCGCCACACUGGGUAUUCCUGGCCGCUUCUGGGCGUUUCAUCCUGACUCCCCACGUCAAUCUCUUUCUCUGCCUUGCCGCCUCUGGACAACUACCCUAAUCCAACCAUUUGCUAUAGCAAGGGCAUGGCACAAGCUCCUCCUUACCCGUUGUCACUCAUCGCCUGCUCCCGGCAUAGCAUCCUUGUCGUCCUGCUCCCUAGUCAAGUUGUCCCAAUACAAGGUUGUUCCUCCCAAUGUGCGUUGUCUGGACCAUUCCCAUGUAGGAACUUCUCCUGGCCGUAUAUAUAUAGAGGCGACCCAGCCUCGCUGCCCGUUGGCAACUAUGUGCUUUUGCCGCCUCUCUCGUUCUCUACCGCACCCACUUUCACUUACUAGGCCCAGUGCCGUUACAUUCUUUUCUUGGUGA